Salvia hispanica is the source of this 2613-nucleotide messenger RNA. NCBI's taxonomy places the organism in Eukaryota, Viridiplantae, Streptophyta, Magnoliopsida, Lamiales, Lamiaceae. The record is from RefSeq and is a predicted model, not a curated record.
CAUCAUUUAUAAGGCUACCAGAACGUGCUAUCAGAUAAAUAACAAAACAUCUCUCUUUCUCUUUCUCUAAAUUAUUCAUUUCCCCAGAUAACUUGUCACUCAACCAGCAGAAGCAGAAGCAGAUCAAUGUGGAAGCUCAGCCCCUUGUGCUUUCUCUUGCUCUGCUCCUCCGCCGCAUUGGUUUCUUCCCAGAGAUCUCGCCGUCUCUGGCAGACACUUUCCGGAAAGCAGCCUGUGGUGAUAGCAAGAGGUGGAUAUUCGGGGGUACUUCCGGACUCUAGUUUCAACGCGUAUGCUUUGGCAGCGCAGUUUGGGACGCCGGAUUCGUUGGUGUGGUGCGAUGUUCAGCUUACCAAGGAUGGAGCUGGAAUUUGCUUUCCGGACAUCAGGCUCGAUAAUGCUUCCGACAUUGAUCUUGUCUAUCCCAAGGGAAAGAAAGCCUAUCUUGUCAACUCUGUCUCGACUCAAGGAUGGUUCUCCAUUGAUUUCACCCUCAAGGAUCUACAACCCGUCAAUAUAAAACAGAGGAUCUAUUCCCGGGCUCCCAAUUUCGAUGGCUCUGUGAAUCCGAUUGUUAGUGUUGAUGAUAUAAUGUCACAAAUAAAACCACCUGGAUUGUGGUUAAGUGUUCCGCAUGAUGCAUUCUUCACCCAACAUAACCACAGUAUCCGGAAUUACAUCAUUACUGCAUCCAAACGCUUCAUUAUUAACUACAUUUCGUCACCGGAGGUAGGCUUCUUGAGGAGCAUUGCAUCACGGUUUAGAACCAGCCCGACUAAGCUCGUCUUCCAGUUUCUGGAGCCUGAUCAAGUGGAGCCAACAACAAACCAAACUUAUGCCUCACUUUUAAGCAAUCUUAAAUUCAUUAAAACAUUUUCUGCUGGAAUCAUUGUUCCAAAGAAGUACAUAAUUCCAGUGGACAACAGCCUAUAUUUGCAGCAAGCCGAAACUAUUGUUACUGAUGCUCAUGCAGCAGGUCUACAAGUUUUUGCGUAUAAUUUCGUAAACGAUGCCAUUUUACCGUAUAACUACAGCUAUGAUCCUGUAGUUGAGUAUCUCGCCUUCAUCGACAAUUCCAAAUUUUCGGUUGAUGGUGUCAUCUCGGACUUCCCAAUGACUGCAUCAGCAUCUAUCGAUUGCUAUUCCCAUAUGAGCAAAAAUGAUUCUGCCAAAGUAAAGGUUUUGGCCAUCACGAACGAGGGAGCAAGUGGAGACUAUCCCGGUUGUACUGAUAAGGCGUAUGAAAAGGCUGUAUCAGAUGGUGCAGAUAUACUCGAUUGCCCUGUUCAAAUAACGAGUGAGGGGAUACCUUUUUGUUUGGGAUCCAUCAACCUCAGGGAUAGAACAACUGCUUCUCAAUCCAUCAACAGGGCAGCAGAUAAUCAACAACUUGGCAUAGUUAACGGAAUUUUCACCUAUAAUCUCACAUGGACCGAAAUCAGCAACUUACACCCUGCUAUUUACAACCCUUUUUCAAAUUAUUCAAUUUUCCGGAAUCCAAAGUCCAAAAAUGAUGGCAACUUCAUGCAACUAUCGGAAUUUUUGGCGUAUGCAAAUACAUCUACCGUCAGUGGUGUCAUAAUCAGCAUUGAGGUGAGUUACAUUACAUCAUCGUAUUCUUCAUUUCGUGGUUGUUGGUUUUCGUUAAGCAUAUUCUCGUUCUUGCAGAAUGCUGCGUAUCUGGCUGUGUACCAAGGUUUAGGUGUGACUGAUGUGGUUUUGGAUACUCUAAGCAAGGCUGGGUUGAAUAAGAAGAUUAUGAUAAGAUCCAGUGACAGCGCCGUGCUGUCAAAGUUUAAGCGUAGCAGUAACUACGAGCUUGUUUACGAGAUUAAGGACGACGUUGGUGAUAUCUUGAACUCCACCAUUUCAGAGAUAAAGAAAUUCGCAAGCUCUGUCGUCCUCACCAAAGAAUCUGUCUAUCCUACCGACAAGUUCUUCCUCUCUCAUGAUACGACAAUAGUUCCAAAACUCCAAGGCUUUGGUCUUUCAGUUUAUGUGCAACUUUUCCAAAAUGAGUUUGUGUCUCAGCCUUGGGAUUUCUUCUCUGAUCCAUAUCUGGAGGUUAACUCUCACGUCGGUUAUUAUUCAGUUAACGGUGUCAUAACCGACUACCCUGCAACUGUUGCAAGAUACAAAAAAAACCGAUGUUUAGGGUAUGAAACUUUGCCGCCAUACAUGUUACCAGUCCCCACUGGCGGCCUUAUUGGACUUAUGUCGAGUCAAGCUAUGCCUCCGGCAGAGGCUCCUAACCCCAUUAUUACAGAUGAGAGUGUGAUUGAGCCUCCCCUGCCGCCAAUUAAGGCUCCAACCAACAACACUGGUGGUAGCUCAACAGCAUCGAGCCCUGUUCCACCCAACGGGCAGCCUACGCUGGUGGGAAACACCAUCCUCAGUGGCAUGUCUCUUCUUCUUGCAGCUCUUGUAUUGUGCUGAUGUCGAUAGCUAACUAUGUUGUCCACCAUUUUGUGAUGUUUAUAAUCGCAAGUCUCCUUGACUACCAUAUAUUGAGCUUGAGAGAGAUUGCAUUGUUGUAGGUAUUUUCAUUCUUUUUGGAUAUGCUAUUUUUCGCACAAUAUAUCAUUUGUGUAUUGAUAUUACUGCUUUUUAUUA